Ixodes scapularis (black-legged tick) is the source of this 8281-nucleotide messenger RNA. RefSeq lists its product as uncharacterized. NCBI's taxonomy places the organism in Eukaryota, Metazoa, Arthropoda, Arachnida, Ixodida, Ixodidae. Gene Ontology annotation, molecular function: protein binding. The record is from RefSeq and is a predicted model, not a curated record. The coding region runs from base 215 to 1057 and encodes 280 amino acids. The transcript is spliced from 5 exons.
UGGCGGAUACGAAACUGAACGCUCGCGAGCGCUCGCUCCAUUCGCUCGCGGAAUACCAACAUGGCAACGAGGUGAUAGUCGUGCGUGCGUGUCCCCCUCCCCGGAGUUCUGCAGGGGUUACACAAAACAAAGUAUCUCAAAAGAAUUCGCGUGGGAUCGUCGGACGAAACGAAAUGAGACAGGUUAGAGGUUUGGUUCCGCCAUUCAGACCGCUAUGGGAUCCUUGCAAGGCUUCGUCUGUACUUCUCCACCACUCGGAUUAGUGCUUCUGUGUACCUCGGCUUGGGUCAAUGCGCUCGUGAAAUCCAACGGCAGCGAACCGCAGCAGCAGUUCGUGCAGCAGCAGCCGUCGGCCACGUCGCUGUCGUCCGGUUCCCUGGUGGUCAGCGUUUCCCGCGUGAGCGACAACUAUGCCGAGAUCGCGUGGCGUCGCGAGCCGGCGUCCUCGUGGCAGUCCUCGACGUCCGACGACCCCACGUCGACGCUGUCCGGCUGCGACCUUGCCUACGGUCCCUUGGAAGACCCUUACCAGGUCGAGGUGAUGUCCAACUUCAUGCCGAGGGGUCCCACGUUCACGGUGGGCGGUCUUCGGCACAACGCCACGUACCACUUCCACAUGGUGUGCUACUGCUGCCUCGACGGCGGAGUCGGCGGGAACGGCACCACCCCCGAGUCCGCGGGCACGAAGCUGGCGUCCAACGUACUCAAGUUCACGACGGCGACUCGGAGCGGGAGUCCUGGAGGCGGCAGCGGUGCAUCCGGGCAGAGCAGCGGCGGUGGCGGCCAGUCUUCGUGGCAGCAGCAGGACCCGUACAAGGGCUCGUACCACUCGGUCUACAAGCAGACCAUCCUCCGCGACGAAGACAGCAGCCGGGCCGUACCUUCUUUCAACGUCCUGCUGGGCGCCCUGACGGGCAUUGUGGGCUUUCUCAUCAUCAACGUGACGGUGGUGAUCGCUGUGCGACGCUGCUCUCACAGACGCAUGCGAAGGAGACGCAUCCUGGUUCUCGAGGAACGGGACAACGAAGACUUUCCCUACCUCAGGGCCAUUGACUGAGUUCCGGAACUGACGUCACGGCUGGAGACGUGACGACGUUGGCCGUGUACUGCAGCGAACCGAGCAAGCAUCUAUAUUCGACUGCUUCCGGAUAACCCCUCCCCCUAUUUAUGAGUGUGGAUGGCGCAGCUUACACUCGAUGUCCUUCGCACAUUUUGGAUGUGUUCAGUCUUGCCAAGGCAACCUGUCUGUCGCUAGAAAAGAACAAACUGACAUGGGAUUUGUUGUAUUAUCGAAGUCUCUAGAAUUGAGGCUUUUCACGUAUACACAAACAAAAAAGAAUAGAGUGUUUGUUGUAUAGCCACAGUUUUUCUUUUGUUUUAAUUAAGGUCCAUGUCUGAGAGAAGAAAAAAAAAUGUUACUAAUGCUGUUUACCUUUACUUCUGCCGAAGAUAAGUGCUCGCGGGACUUUUUGUCCCGCGAAGACACUCGCGGGACAAAAAGCUAUAGAAGUCCGCUCCUAACUCGGAUUUCUCGAAAUGUGUUUCAGCUUCCCUUUAACACUACGAGUGUUUGCUAACAUGUGCCAACGUUAUUUCAACAACAUUAUACGUGACUUAAAGGGUUUGGCGCGUGGACGUAGUCACGUCAUUUCGGCGACGUUGACCGAAUUCCUGACUAACGCCGCACCAUGCGGCUUCUAGCUUAUAUAUGCCGGAGUACUUUUCGGCACUCCUGGUGUUGUUCUAACGGAGCAUUCUCCACGUAGACGGCGCAAAAACCGUCCGAUUAGACGGCAGUGCGUUAGGAUUUCUGGGAGAUUAUUGACGAGUCGGAAUGCUCGACGGUUGAGUUGGCGCCCUUGAAGUCGGCAAGCCCCAGAGUGCGACUUGUGUUGCCUAGAUAGUCGUCGUGUUCCCGGCAUGGGCCGUCGAUCAAUCGGGAGGUCAGAGAACUGAAUUCGUAUAGACAGAGAACUUGUUAACGCAAUCUAACUUGACAUCUUUCUAUUCAGGCAACGCUCGACCCGACGUCGCGCCGCUGCGGGGUGCCGCUGCAGUUGGCGCAGCGCGUCGCGAACGUGUGAACAAAGCGGACUUGUUUGUAAACAACGCGUUUAUAUGUCACGUAAAGGGAAAUCUGUUAAGUUUUUGUAGGGCUUAGCACGUCGCAGUUCCGAACUUCUGCGUGUACCGAGCUUAAAAAAGUGUUCGCUGCCUCUGGGUCCCCGUAGCGUUAAACGUGUGUUUUCUAUCCACCGUUACACGUUCACGGCUGCCCGCGUAUUCGAGUGGAUGUGACCAUAUACUUUAUCGUAAAGUAGUUCGAGCCAUGGCGGCGGUUUGCCCAACAUAUUAUGGAAAUUGUUUGUAUACGUCUCGAAAGCCGAGCGCAUAAUCGCCCUUCGUAUCACAGCAAACGCUUUGUCGCUCUUGACCGAUUAAUGAAUCUUACGCUAUGCAAAAUGAGCCAUUGUAUGUCUAUAGUUUUAAUGUCUGCCGAAUAUCCUAUAUAUGGUCACUCAGAACUUUAGACACGCAGUGCUUGGCGUUUUAAGUUCACGUGAUCCUUUCUUUGUCACUCUUGUCAGCUAAGUUCGAAACCUCAUUGGUUGCGGAGUGAUAAGGUGAUCGGGACUGGUCGCGCCAUGCAUUUUUUCAGCUGACGGUGACCUAUAGUCACUCUAGGGUUAGGCAACUCCUACUUACCGCGUGUGUAUAUGACUCUUCAAUAGAUGUGCAAAAAAAAAAAAAAGAGUGUGUUGCACGUAGUUUUUCGUCGAAGGUCUUGCAGCCCAACAACCGCGUGUGUACGUUACCAGCAUUACAAGGGACCAAUACCUUCCGAUAGCUAUCGCGUGCUUGUGAUGUUUCGUCCACGUACUUUGUGACGUCGUUCCGCGCAUGCGGAGGCAUUCCUCGCACGUAGCUGCAGGUGUUUUUUUUUUUAGUUGGCGGGGGCACUCUUGCACACGACGGUGUGUCAGGGCAGACGUGCACCGAUUGUGAUGGACGAGGUAUAUGCACCUUUACUCUGCAAGGACACCCGCUUGAAACGAACUCGCUGUGGGCGAGGAAGUCGAACUAUAGAAGGCGCUUUCGACCAGUUUAGUUGCCACACGGCUCGGUGUUUACCCAGCACAUUCGUGUAUAGACUCAGUUAUGUACGACACCUUUCUCGAUAGAACGACGAAGGGCGUAGAUUGAACACGAGUGCUGCGCGUGGGGAUUUGGCUGGGACAUGGUGUUUGAUCGGUGCUUCACUGAUUGAACAAGGGCCGAACGCUGAAGGAGCGUUCGUCUACGUCAGUCGAACGCUGCGUCUGAAAUGUGAACAGAAAAAAUAAAAGCAUGUUGUUGUUGUCUUCACGAGUUUAGCUCUCAGCUUAGCCGCCAGGGGCGCGACGGUCGCAUCUACUCCUAAUACUCCGCUCCAUCGCGAUUGCGUGUGGAGAAUGUGUAAAGUUUGCGUUGAAAUCUUCGUGAAACAAACAAACAAGCAACCAGCAUUACUCUUUUUUUCUACGGGCACGCCGAAGUCCGUAUAAAUAUUUUUUACGUCUAGCCUUCGACUUUGAAAGUUGAAGCUAUCAGAGGGUCCAGUUGGCACGAAUGGAAAAGGUCUUCGCAAUAAGCCAUUUUAGAAACCAUUUAUCACUCCCGGAUUACAACGAAACUUGAAUCUAAUAUCUUCUUCUUACCAUCGAGUCAGUCUGGUUAAGUCAGUUUCAUAAGGUUCUCUAAGGUUUGAAUCAGUGUCGUAGGCGAGCUAUGUGCUUCGUUUCACCAUAAAUCAAAACGCAUUGAAAGUAUAGAAGCUACAAACAGCCAAUGGGAGCCUCUCCAUCAAAUCGCUGGUACAUACGACAGGCUGCGCUCCAUUGGGACAGGGGAAUUAGGUGCCGUUUGGCGCGCGGCUUCAAAAGCUGAUAACGCCGGUUCACUCCAUGGGAGUUAAUGAUUUCGCAUUCUAACGGGAACACACGUAUUAAAAGCACAAGGUUAUGUUGGCCCGUAGCGUUGACGAUGCAAAAUCGAUGUCUUUCGUCCAUGUUCUUUAGUGUUGUCAAAUCAGAGCAAAGGCGCGUAUGUGCAUUCAGCACCACUGGCGCAACAGGCGGCUUCAUCUCUAUGUGCGGGCGACUCGUCCUGAUGGCUGACAUUGAGCACGAGUGUCUGUUGCAUGAUGCAAACGAAGCUCCGUUUAAAAUGGAGCUCCGCAGACGGGCGUAUGCGUAGCUGUAUGUUGUGCAGGUAGCAAACACGGCUGUCUCGCACAUUUAACAGAAAACAAAACACGAGCCUACUUCUUGCUUUCUGAGCUUUCUUAUACUUUUCUGUCUUCUGUCUGACACCUCUCUUGUACCGUCGCAAAGUAUCGUAUGCCACUAGACAGCGAAAUUCUAACAACCUCGAGGUUGCAUUGUAUUUCUUUAAGAUUUUCUUUUUAAAAAAAACCUUCGUUAGAUUAUUUUGAGUCAUCCAAAGGGUCGAAUGUGUCCUGCGUAUUUUACCGUUCAAUGUUUAUCUUUGUUUGUCUUGGAAACGUAGAAUAUGUCGUCGUGGUUAUUUAUUCGCGACUACUCUUUCAGGACGAUUCCUUUUGAACGAAUCAAUGCGGUUGACGUGCUCUUAUUUAGUUCUCAUUGUUGUCUACCUUUGUAACUGUGUUUGAUGUGUACGUUCGGUUGAAUUAGACAAGAGCUUUAGCUAGUAUUUGUAACACCUCACCUCGUACUCACCCUUUCACACCUUUAGCCUUUAGUUUUUGCACCUCGUUAUGCCUGAAUCGCACUCUUUUCUAUACUAUACACACGAAAUAACAUCAACUCACUCGUAUACUCUGAACAUCAUCCCGUAUAGUAAGGGCUUUCGGUUUUGGGACACUUAUUGUGUUCACAGGCCGCACCAUGUCCGAAAGGUUUAGCGGCAGACAGCGAAAAAAAAACUCAAAUAACGCGACCAAUGCAUAACAAACCACUAAUCUGAUCUGCUUAUGGAACGCAGUGAUACUCUAAAAGCAAUACGGGCCUGUACGGGGAGAAUUACAGCGGGAGAGGUGAGCUGAGAGAGAGUUCUGAUUGGACGCCGGGCCCUGCCCGAGCAGCGCUUUGAUUGGAUGGAGGGAAGCAGGGGGUAGAGGCGAAGGCAGGGAGCCUUUGCGUCUGCUCGCUAUCCAUCAAAUUAUAGCUCGUCGAUCAGACGUCAUAGCGCGCUCUCAUGUCCUCCUCUCCCUAAAUUUCUCUAGGCGAAUAUAUAUACAUAUAGAUUUAACGCCGCAGAUUUGGCGAUAUCUUUUGAUAGGUGCACUUUCCAAACCGAAAGCCCUAUGCGUAAUGAUACCUUUUUCUGUUUCGUUGCCUUAUACUCCUGUCAUCCCUUCUCCUACGCGUUAUGUGAGCUUCCUCUACCGGUGAUGUGUGCGUCAGGAGGCAAAACGACUUUCAUAGCUCUCACGAAACCGAUAUAUGCAAGGAAGAAUACAUCACCGGUGCGCCGCGCGUGUGAACUCGUUAUUCGUCCUGAGUCCUCAUCUCGUAACCUUAUAUCAACCAGCGAUUUUUGUUUUUACUCGAUCCGUGUCAUCUUUAGGCCGUAGACUUUGCGGUUUUAACCGAGAAAUAUCUGUGAACGUCUGCUUAUGUAAAAAAAUACAUGAUCAGUAAAAACCACAAAAAACACCGAUUUAUGGAAAUUUGUGCUCCAGCUGCGACUGUUUUUUUUUUGUUGGAACCCUUCCCUUUUACACCAUACCCCUUAGUACUUUUUUAUGAGAGUUUUUCAUGGAUAAUUAAUUACCUUUUGUAGCGUUCACCCAAGAUGGAUGACCAAAGUGCAGCGAAAUCCGAAAAAAAAAAAACCGAAAAACAUUUGUCGAUUUUUUCAUAAUUAUAAACACCGGAAAAUCUACGUGCAUAAUUAUUAUCUUGUAACCCUCUUUCGCAACGACCCUGAUGUCUAUAUACUUUUUUUUUAAAUCCGGGUUUAAUUUACUCCCCCCCCCCCCCCUCUUUCUUUUUUUCCUGGAGAGGUUCUAUGACGUCAUUCCUUUAUGACGUCACAUGCUCUAUUUCUUCAUUCUCUUUCCCGCAGUCCAGCUCUCCUUUCCUCAACCUUUCCUUUAUAACAGGGCCGUAGUGCAGGGUUUGCUAUGUCAGCUGUCGAAGCCAGCGCUGGUCACUGAUUGGACAGGAGUGACGCCUCAGCGUUCGGCUGGGUCUCGUGUUCUCGCUGAUUGGACACGACGUCCCAGCCGAACGCUGACGUCACCACUCGUGUCCAAUCUGUGCGCCGCGCUGGUGACGUAGCAGAUCCUACACUAUGGCCUUGCUAUCUAGGAGGUUUUGCUUUCCUUCGCAUCUGUUUAGGAAGCAUUUAGGCUCUCGACACCCUUACCGUGGCUCGCAAGGCGAACCGAAAGUCCGCCAACAGAGAGGAGUGACACAAGAGUUAUGACGGAUACACUUUGUGUCGUCACGGCUUUUGUCAGUCGACGUAAUUAAUACCAGGGGAGCUGUAUGCGUCUUUUCGGCUGGGUUCUGUAUUAACAUGUUUGUUUAUUUUAUUAUGUUGAGUCUGCAAAGUAUUGAGCAGAUUCUGUGACCUGACAAAAAGCAUCGCACAAUUUUUUUUAUUGGAUGUUUUUUUUUGGGCUUUACGUAGUUCUUCGACUGUUUACGAAAGCCCAUUCUUCUAAUGUUGUUUGUAUGCUUGCUAUGCCAUGAACGUUUGGGACCAUGUGAUUAUAUGUCGGUGUUCUGGUGCGCUUGAAUCCUGUAAUGACUUAGGUCUAUACUAUAGGAACAUUCUAUACGCUCAGCUUGUAGACACUACUGGGACUUGGCUACGAUGUUGCAGACGAUUGUGAGUGUGCCGCAAGCCUUACACGGAAUUCCCAACAGUGUUAUAAACUUUGGUUCUGUGUUUGUUGUUUGAACUGUACCCACUGCUGUCGUGCUGUGUACCCACCAACAAGUGGUGGGGAUACAUCUUCUCGUAGUUUAGCUGCAUUUCGACAACAGCUCACCAAGUCCUCUCGUAGACAUGACCAAAACAGCUCGUUGCAACGGUCAAGGGAUCUUCUGUGUAUUGUGGAACAACGGCCGAUUGAAAAACAUCGUCGACAUAUCACGCUUUUUAAAGCUUCGAUAUAGGGAACUUUGUAUAUACAGAAUGUUCGCUAGUGAUCGAUUUCUACCUUUGCCUUUGUCUCCACGUCGGCUUCUCUGUGGCCCAUGUCGUAUCCUAUAGCAUUGCGGUCUGUGUGCCUAGGAGUGUCAACAGCAUCUCAGAAGCUAUUACGAAAUUUCGGAGCAAUUUGUUUUCUUUGUUUGUAUGCUGUCCAUAACCGCUAUAGAUAAGGGUGCGGGAGCAGCGCUUCGAACUGAUAAUAGCGCAACGCGCUUCUUAUAGAUUCAAAGCUGCAAAGAGUGAUGGUAUAUGUUGUGGGCUGUCUCUUGCCUUGUGAAGGCUAUGAACGACGCAGCUCUGCUUGAUUCGAGACAGUGUCCGCGCACCUCUACCGGCUAGAAAAAAAAAGUAUUUUGUGGCAAUGUCAGCGGAUUUGUGGGCGUGUAGCCCAGUGUUUAGUACACGGGCCGGUCUUGAUUGUUUCGUGUAUAAAAACUGUAGAGCUUUGCGACGCACCGCGGCCUAUAGACGGCCGAUAUCGUUUGAUGUACUUUUAAAAAAGGGUCUAUUUCGGUCUGGGGCUUCGAGAACAACAACAAACAUUGCUUGCUGACAUGUAACGUAAACACUGCUAUUAGUUUUCUUUAUGCUGGAUUGUCAUCAACUGACCACGAACGAAAGAACAAGCGAGCGAACAAAAGGGGUGUCCGGGUGACUUCCACUUAGAAUAACAUGUUAUUUCGAUGUCCUCACGGGGAGGUCGAGCGCCGACUCAGAUUGUGCACGAGUACCGAGUUGAAGGAUAUUCGGUCAGUGCGUUGAAGGACAUUCGGCGUCGGCCUCGUGCCCGAAAUGCUGAGUUGGCGCCAUACUUGUGUUCUAGGUGGUGUUGUAUGGCGGUCGGCAAAACGCAGACCUUGUGUCGUUGGCGAACAAAAGGCGGUGUUUGUCGCUUUGGUGGGGACUGUGCCCUUAGUGACGGAAGGCAGCGUGUGUGCGUUCGGGUCUGACGAGACGCGCCGCCGACAAACAAAUAACGAGCAUCAAACUGUUUUCGUCGCUGUCAAUUAACGAGAAGGGUAAAACACUUUUUUUUUUCUGGUGUAACGCUGUUGUUUUCGAUCGAUUCACAAUAAAGGUUUCUCCGCUAUAA